Messenger RNA from Saccostrea cuccullata (small rock oyster), 1385 nucleotides. RefSeq names its product cytochrome P450 4F12-like. The coding region runs from base 1 to 1365 and encodes 454 amino acids. NCBI's taxonomy places the organism in Eukaryota, Metazoa, Mollusca, Bivalvia, Ostreida, Ostreidae. The transcript has 10 exons. Gene Ontology annotation, molecular function: monooxygenase activity; heme binding; iron ion binding. The record is from RefSeq and is a predicted model, not a curated record.
AUGGCAGUCCUGGGUCUCUCUAUCCUUACCACAUGGUGGUCAUGGAUCAGUUUUGGAUUCAUGACCAUCUUACUUUACGUCAUUUUCAAAGUGACCAUGGCCUAUAUAGACUACUGUACCUGGGUCCACUUGUACAAUGACCUCCCUGGGGAUCCUUCCCCCAGCAGACUCUGGGGGCACCUGCUGAACUAUCCAGGGCCUAAUGAGGAGGGGCUUAAAUUCCAUAUGGAGCACUGUGACAGAUACCCACUGUUUCACUUACUGUGGAUUAGCUUCAGACCAGUGCUAAUUCUCCACCAUCCAGACACAGUCAAAGAACUUCUGAAAUCUACCGAACCAAAACCACGCCAGAUAGGUACAGUAUAUAUCUUGGGUUUGGAUUGGUUGGGGGAGGGUUUACUGAUAGCCAAUGGAGAGAAGUGGGCGCGAAAUCGCAGGCUCCUGACCCCAGCAUUUCAUUUCGAUAUUCUACAGUCUUACAUAGCACUCAAAAACAAGGCUGCUUCUGUUCUGGUGAUAGAUGCAAAGAAGACGCCUUGGUUUUACUCGGACUUUCUGUUCAGUUUGUCAGCCAGUGGACGAGAGUUUAAAAAGAACUGUGAUUAUGUGCAUAAAGUGGCAGAGAAUAUUAUUGAAAAGAGAAGAAAAAGUUUAAAAGAAGAUGGUCCAAAUCCAAAAACUCGCCACCUAGACUUUCUGGACAUUUUAUUGACAGCAAAAGAUGAAAAUGACAAGGGCCUGACCUCACUAGAAAUCAGAAAUGAGGUGGAUACAUUCUUGUUUGAAGGCCAUGACACAACUACGAGUGCCAUGUGUUGGACUUUGUAUUUGCUGGCCAAACAUCCUGAGCACCAGGAUCUCUGUCAGAGAGAGAUAGACAAGCUUCUGAAGGACAGAGACAACAAGGAUCUAGAAUGGACUGACUUAUCUAAGCUUAGUUACCUAACUCAGUGUAUAAAGGAGAGUAUGCGGCUCUACCCCCCAGUGACCUUUAUACAGCGGGUCACAACCAAGGAGACGGUGCUACAUGGCCACCCCAUUCCCAUAGGCACCACGAUGGGAAUUCCGAUCUAUAACCUCCAUCAUAACAAGGCAGUCUGGGAAGACCCGUACGACUUCCGCCCCAACAGGUUCUCCCCCGAUAGUGAGAAGAAUGACAGCUUCGCUUUUGUGCCUUUUUCUGCAGGUCCCAGAAAUUGUAUUGGUCAACACUUUGCAAUGAAUGAAAUGAAAAUCAUUCUUGUUCAUAUUUUACAAAGAUAUGAAUUAAGUUUGGAUCCAGAUCAUGAAGUCAAUAUUAAGAUUGGGGUUGUAUUACGAACAAAAAAUGGAAUAAAAGUCCAAGCAAGGAGAAGGGAUGUAUAACAUUCAGAAGCUUGCAUGUA